AUGUCCGAACAACGCGUGCCUGCCUGGAAAAGGCUCGGUCUGAGCUUGACAAACGCCAAAGACACGGCGCCGCUACCCGCUUCUCCUGCUACUUCGACCAAACGCUCGAGAGAUGAUGCCGACACUCCCAAGGGCUCCAAGAAGCAGAGACUCGACCAAUCUCAGAAGGGAGCCAAUCUAUCUAGCCCUGCGCAAAAGCAGUCCCACCCUUCACGAGCCUCGCCCGAAAAGUCGAUCCUAGCCACACCCAACAGCAAGCACGGCCAGCGCAAGUCCGUCGUCUUCUCGAACGACACCAAAAAGCAAGACGGAGACAGUGCUCAGACUUACUUCCAAGCCUGGGCUAAUGACGAGCUCGAUUACUACGCUCAGAAAGCCGCAGCUUACGACGCCGCAGAAGCAGCAAAGGCCGCUGCGAACAACAAGACUGAGGACCCUACAAAGGCCGUAUCUACUCAACCUGAGAUUGCCUCAGAAGCCGACUUGACACCCAAGAAGGCAAAGAAAGAAGAGAAAAGUGUGGCCAAGGAGGAGAAGAAGAAGGCAAAGAAAGAAAAGAAGGAAGAGCAAGCAGCAGCCGCAGACGAAGACGCAACAAACAAGGACGACACGACACAAACCGCAUCUGAUUCUACGACACCCGCCGUAAAGAAACCUAAAGUACGCACACCAAAAGACAACGCCAACAAACCCGUACCUGAGUACGUACGCUACCUUGAACAAUACCACGCCGACCGACCCGCAUGGAAGUUCAACAAAUCCAAACAGAACGAUCUACUUAAGAACAUCUGGAACAUCUACCGUGUCCCUCCAUCUUGCAACGAAGCUCUUGUGGAAUACCUUGACGGAUUGCAAGGCGCAGCCGCACGCCAACGUCUACGUCAGGCAGCCCAGUCCGCAAAUAUCGACAUCGUCUCCUUCAUCCGCUCCGAGAUCCCAGAAGUCAAGGACGAACCCAUGGAGACCGCCGAGGCCAGAAAAGCUGCUUAUGACUCCGCUCUUGAGAGACAGAAGGAGAUUCUGCGCAAGAACGGCAUCGAUCCCGACCCGGAGAAGACCAAGACUAUCCGGGAACAGAGAGACUACGAUGAGCGUGUGCAGUUGGUCUGGAACACCAUGAGCAAGGGUGAGCCUCAGUCAGUCACAAGGGCAGCAGCACCAGUCCCCAAGGAGGAAGCCAAGGUCGAUACUGCACGCUCCAUGCGCAAGAAGAGAAAGUCAAGAACCGAUGUCUCUAGCAGCGAGAGCAGCAGUGAUAGCGACAGCAGCAGCGACAGCGAUAGUGACACCAGCGACGAAGACGACGACGACGACCACGACCACGACGAGAAGCCCGCAGCAAAGAGGGCCAAGAUCGCUAAGCUCGAGGCCCAGCUUGCAAACGCAAAGAUCGCAAAGCUCAAGGCCAAACUCGCAAAGGCCAAGGCUUCAAACGACUCUUCGGACAGCGAUUCAGACUCUUCAUCGAACUCUGACGAGGACUCUGAGUCAGGCUCGGAUUCAGAUUCCUCUUCCUCGCCUGAAGACUCUUCAAGCGACUCGGACAGCGAUUGA
Messenger RNA from Aureobasidium vineae, 1554 nucleotides. NCBI's taxonomy places the organism in Eukaryota, Fungi, Ascomycota, Dothideomycetes, Dothideales, Saccotheciaceae. The record is from the annotation of a GenBank genome assembly.